This is a messenger RNA of Racocetra persica, 462 nucleotides long. Lineage: Eukaryota; Fungi; Glomeromycota; Glomeromycetes; Diversisporales; Gigasporaceae. The record is from the annotation of a GenBank genome assembly.
AAGAAAAACACCAGAAAAUAUAGAAGACAUUCACGUAAUGAAACAAUUUAUGAACCACCUCCUUUAAUACCUCUAAUACUUCCUACUAGUGUCCAUCCCCAAGCUGAAUGGAUUACCUUCAGUGAAGCAGUUUCCAUUGCUGUAGAACGAGCCAAUAAAAAAAAACCUUAUUACUUACUUCCGGUUCUUGGUACUUUACCAUCAGUUCAUCAUGUUUAUGCAGAGUGGUAUUUCGGUUUGGACGGUAAUCCACCAAUUACAACAUUGAUCAAAAAGUAUGGUAAGGAUUGGAUCAAUGAUAACAAAGCAAGACUGUGUCGUCGUAGAUUUUUAAUCAAUGAGAUCGAGAUGAGAGAAAUGCAACAUAGUACAGCAGAAGCAUUGGUUUUAUUGGAUGGAUUGAGAGGUGAUGAUGGCUUAAAUAGAUUAGUUGAUGUUAAAUUGUUGGGACGUCCUAGAUAA